This is a messenger RNA of Paramisgurnus dabryanus, 2269 nucleotides long. RefSeq lists its product as uncharacterized. The record is from RefSeq and is a predicted model, not a curated record. NCBI's taxonomy places the organism in Eukaryota, Metazoa, Chordata, Actinopteri, Cypriniformes, Cobitidae.
CUGCGCAAAUCAUGUUGUCGUUUCCUGCCCUGUGUGUAAGUGUGUGUGUGUGUGACAGUGUGUGUUUGGAAGAAAAUGUCAGUGUAGGUCUCUGAUCCUAAACAGAACACAGAUACUCUCAUCUCACCAACACGCCACAUGCCAAUAACUGGACGUCUUCCUUUCUCUUAGGCCAAUCAGACAGAGGGGAGGCGUCAGCGGUGUUUAAAUAGAAAUAUUUUGGACUGUAAGUGAACACAUCCGCUGUACGACUUUGAAGAGAAGAGAUACUGUGUUUUGCUCAUAAGAUUUCCUCUUUGUUUCUCCUGUUAUAACACAAUGAUGUUGUGUUGGAUUUUAAUACUUUCGAUCCUCCGAUUUUUAAAGGCAGAAGACAUUGAAAUUUACGCACAGGAAGGAGGAACUGUAACUCUGCCCCGAGACUCACAUGAAGGAGCUGUUGUCAAUACAGAAAAGGUUUAUGUGAACUGGUAUAGUGGGCCAGAAAAGACCCCUGUAAUCAGCAGAAACCCUCAAGCUGGAAUUCAACAGGGGAAAGAUAAAACAAGGUUCUCUAUGUCACCGGAUUUCUCUCUCCAAAUUUCACCAGUACAUGAAAGUGAUUUUGGACUUUUCAGCUGUGAACAACACAUAUUGGCACAAACUUAUACCAAGACCUACAGACUGCGUCGUGUGUCUGUAAAUAAACCACAGGCAGUGAUGGUAGGAGACCCCCUGUUUCUGAAAUGUACGCUGGAAAUGGGUCAAUUGAGCGGUAGAGCCAGUGUAAAGUGGACACCACCUAAAAGUUGUAACGUAAACAUUCAAGGGUCAAAUGGUGAAAUAACAGUGCCCAAAGUGCCCUUGUGUGCUAGUGGUGUUUGGACAUGCACUGUUAAGUAUGAUAAGGGAGAAGUCAAGGCAACGACGACUGCUUAUGUAAUAGAUCUCGCUGCUCCAUCAGAUCCCAUUUAUACCUCUGUCUCCAACUCCCCUUCAGUCAACAUUCCUUGUUCUUUAUCCGAUGACAUUCCCUGGGACCUCUUACGUGACCGUCUGCUGGGGGGUAGCUGGAGUUUCAGUCCUCUAAGCAAUGCAAACCAGCAACCAAAAGAAGUUCUCACCCUCCAUAUAAAUUCAACAAUUACAUGGAUCGCCACAAAGGACGCACCCAUCGAUGUCCAGCAGAGAGAGUUGAAAGACAAGGAUCUGUCCAUCAUUAAGCUGGAUGUGUCUGAGGCGAUCAGGGGGGAGUACACCUGUGCUCUCAACUUUAAAGGCAGGACUUUCAGCAAGAAAAUCAAGGUGGAGGUUUUGCAGGUUACAUCUACUGCUACACGUAGUCCUCUUAUCGAAGGCCAAAGGGUGAAUCUGUCAUGCUCAUUAGGACAUAAUACAACCCAUGAGGUGAAAUGGAGACGUCCAUCUGGUUCCACUCAUCCCCUUCUCAGCUCAUCUCCUCAUUCAGCAUUUCUGUCCUUCCUUGUGAGAAUGGAGGACAAAGGCAAAUGGACCUGUGAACUCUGGGACGGCCAGAAGUUUCUGACAUUUUCAGAGAUUUUUCUACGGAUUGAGAAAGCUCCGGUGGACAUCUGGCUUUGGGUUGCCAUCAGCAGUGGAAUUGUGGUCUUCAUCUUGCUUCUAGUUGUUAUCAUCAAAGCCAUUCGCAAACAUAAGCAGAUGUUGAUGUACAGACGACGAAAGACCAGAUUUUGCUGCUGCAAGAAUCCUAAUGAAACGGGAUUCUACAAGACCUAAAGAGACUUUUCAUGAUUGAUGAUCGGCUGCCUGACAAGAUUACACUCAUUAUUUCAUUGUAAAUAUUUGAUACAGAUACAAGGUGUAAAUAACACAAUAUAUGCUGUAAUUUGAAUGAAAGCUUUAUGCUUGAAAAGGGAACAUUGCAUCAUUAGAAUUAAAAAUGUAAAAUCAAGUGUAAUUGAAGCUCUAAAUGCUCACGUAUCUAUUGUAUACAUUUUUUUGUCCUGCAAUGCAAAACAUUUUCUGGACAAUCCUGCUGAUGUUGUUGUCAUUUUUUUUCUGUAAAUUUUUUUUGACUUCCAUAUUUACUUACCUCCUUAUACUCGUAUGGUUCUAUUAAAUUAAAAUAUAUUACGUUUACAUUUCCUCUGAUUUGCUUGUAUUUUAUUGUAAAUAAAUAAAAAUAUUAAGAAAUCUAAAAAAUAUGAAAUAACAAUAGUAUGAAAAUGUUAAUUAGGCAAUGCAUCAUGUACCCACCUCAACAAUUUGCCGACUUGGCAAUUAUUAUAAGAUUCUAUCUGAUAUUUUU